AUGUCUACCUUAUACAUCGAAAGGGCCGGCCCAACGGGCAGCGGUCAACGAAGACCAUCUCGAUCACCGCGCAGUCAGAGAAGUCGAAGUGCCGAUGUUGAUUGCUUAAAAAAAUAUACCGAAAGGAGAAUCGAAGGAAGAAGACAUACGGACGUUGCCGAUACCAGUAAGCUAGAUACGUCAAGAUGGAUACCAUUGGCAAAGAAUGUCUCUCGGGGUCAAACGAGUUUGAAAAAAACGGCACAAGUUUCGAAAGACGAAGAUAAACGACGAUAUGAGAGUAACUCUAAUACGGUGAGGAGCGAUUCGAUAAAGUGGCAACAAACUUCUUCGGUGGAAGUGGACGAACGUAAAAGGAAUUUGCCAAAUGAAAAAAAAGUAGAAGAAGUGCAAGAAGAAGAAGAAAAAGCUAAGCUUUAUGGUAGACAAGUAGCUGCUCGUAGUCAAAGUACUGACGUCACUACAUUCAAGAAAGAAAAAUAUACCGAAGAACGAAGACAUACCGACUGCGGUGAUAUCAGAAUUUCAUCCAGAUGGAUACCACAAAUAAAUAGUGCCAGAUUUCGCAGUGAUACGUCGACAUUCGCGAAAUUCACGAAUUCUUACGAAAUUACAAAAAAUGCUGCAACCAGAUGGAUAACGUUCGCGAAAAAUCCAUCGCCGUUUCCAACGCCUCGAAUGAAUCCAGAUAAGAAAACACAAAUGGAAGAGAGUUCACGAAAAAACGAAGAAUCUUGUACAAAGGAAAACAAAACUGAAGCAACAAAAUGGACACCUUUGCGAAAGUUUGCGUCGCCUGUACCGUCCAAACGAAAUACUGAAAAUGAUACGACACCGGAUUUAUCGGAGAUUACUCCGCCAAAUCGCUUGAAAAAUAACGACGCAUCUGAUGCACUUGACAAAGCUAACAAAUUGAGCCAACGAAUGCGAGAUCUUUAUGAUUUCAAAACGGAAAACGAAUGGCCAAAGAGAUUAAAGAACCGACCAUACGAAGAAACGUGGAUAAGUAAAAGUAGUAGCGAGGAGGAAAGACAUCCUCCCAGUGGUCGUAGAAAUAGUCAGGAUAUGGAAUUUAACGAUAGAUCGUUACGAAUCAGGGAUACAAAAUCGCAAAUUCAUCGAACGGAGGAAUCGAAGGUCUUCCACAGCGACACGGAUGAAAGAUCAAAGAAAUUCAUUGAAAGGCAUAGCAAUUCGGAGGAUCUUGGAUUACGCGGUACCGCGGAAAAGUUGCGAGCUCAAAAUCGACGCACGCAAUCGGACGAUUAUGACGAGAAAUGUAGGAAAAGGAACAGCUAUCGAUCGGAUAGCAGAGAGGAAGGAGCCCAAUCGAAAGGAGAACAACGCGUACACAUUGAAAACAAAAGGAACUCCAACGCAAGUGAAAGAUCCCAGGAAUCACGCGGUAGUUAUUCCGAAAUUGAGUUUCCUAGUAAAAGAAAUUCACGAACGAGCAACGUUAGUUAUGCCAGUAUUGUUAAUCCAACCGGCAAAAGAGGUAGUUUAGAAUGUAGAUCGACUCAGCGUAUUCUCGAAAUGCCACCACGAAGAGCAUUCAGUCAAGGUGAGGGAAGACCUGCCACUCCGGUACCACCGAUCGAAAUGAACGCAGAUCGUGUCGUCGCUGUUAGAUUGAUCUCGGAAUGUCAAAAGAGAGACAGCACCAGAUAUAAGGUCUAUCUGACAUAAAUAAACACGAAACGUAAUACGUUUCUAAAGAUUUUCUAAAUAAAUUUCGA
Molecule: messenger RNA, 1739 nt
Organism: Vespa velutina
Lineage: Eukaryota; Metazoa; Arthropoda; Insecta; Hymenoptera; Vespidae
Exons: 5
Coding region: 1-1689 (562 amino acids)
Source: RefSeq, a predicted model, not a curated record